Molecule: messenger RNA, 1099 nt
Organism: Morus notabilis
Lineage: Eukaryota; Viridiplantae; Streptophyta; Magnoliopsida; Rosales; Moraceae
Product: probable mitochondrial import inner membrane translocase subunit TIM21
Exons: 9
Coding region: 102-983 (293 amino acids)
Biological process (GO): protein import into mitochondrial matrix
Cellular component (GO): TIM23 mitochondrial import inner membrane translocase complex
Source: RefSeq, a predicted model, not a curated record
CGGAGUACUCCUCAGCAGAAUUAGGGCAUCGCCAGGUGCUAACACUCAGAACGUUAAAUCGCCACUGAACGAUUCUCACAACUCAACCUUUCCGAGUCACCAUGGGGUCUCGAAAGUCUGCUAUGGAGUUAUGGAGAAAGAAGGAAACGGAUUUUUUGAGGAUUUUGCCGAGGCGCAGAUGGUGGGAGUGCCGUGCUUUCCACUCGCCUAAAAGUAAUCCAGAUCAGUUUGUGGCAGUGUUAAGACCAGGCUCUACAAAACAUUCUAGUGUAAAUACAAAUAAUGUUGCUAAGAAACUGGAAAUUUCUCUUCUACAUAGAAGGCAGUAUUGUAGAGAGUGUAUAAUUCGUUCUUGGUCACCUUCACAAGUCAUGAAAAACUAUGGAACGAACCCCAUGAAUCCUUGCAUCAUUAGAUCUAUUUCAUCACAAGCUUCAAAGGAACCAGGAAAAUCUCCUAAUGAGAAUAAAAAAGACAUAUCUAAGGUGGAGGAUCCCUUUGACGCUCCCACAUAUAAUAUUCCAGAGACGCCAGUAACGUUUACCGAGGGGGCUUCCUACAGUCUUAUCAUUCUUGCAGGGCUUGGUAUUGCUGCAGCGGCAGGAUAUGCUGUUUUCAAGGAGCUUAUAUUUGAACCGAAAGAGUAUACGGUCUUUAACAAGGCUCUUAAGAGAAUCCAAGACGAUGCUGAGGUUAGAGUGAGAAUUGGAUACCCUAUCACAGGAUAUGGUCAAGAAAGUAGAAAUCGUGCGGCUCGCCAACGCAUUCCCAACAGGACAUGGACUGAUGAAGAUGGUGUAGAGCAUGUAGAGGUGAACUUCUAUAUUCGUGGGCCUCAUGGAGCUGGGAAAGUGUUCUCAGAGAUGUACAAAGACCAAGCUGACAAGCAAUGGAAAUUCACAUACUUGAUUGUUGAGAUCAAAUCACCUUCCCCAGCACAAUUGAUUUUGGAGUCAUAUUUGCCAGCCUACGCUCCGGCAUGAGUUGCCAGCAAACAAACCCAUAACAGUGAUUCUUCCCGCAAAAUUAACUUGGCGUAGGAACAUAGUCCUGUUAAUAAUUGAUUUUUUUUUUUUUGUCCCCGAGGUUGAGAUAUAAA